UGCGUCACCCCCGAGCAGAUCGAGGAGGCGGUGGAGGCCGUGGUUGGGAAGCACCGAGAGGAGCUGCUGGCUGAGCGCUACCACUUCAACAUGGGGCUGCUGAUGGGGGAGGCACGGAGCCGGCUGCGGUGGGCGGACGGGAAGACCAUCAAGAAUGAGGUGGACCUGCAGGUGCUGCAUUUGCUGGGGCCAAAGACAGAAGCUGACCUGGAAAAGAAACCAAAGGCUGCAAAGGCCCGGCCGGCCCCGGUAGAGAAGCAGAAAGCGNNNNCUAUCCCUGCAGGUGAGGUGGGCACAGAGACACGGUCACUGCUGGAGCAGCUGCGGGGAGAGGCCCUCAAGUUCCACAAGCCAGGAGAGAACUACAAGACGGAGGGCUAUGUGGUGACACCCAACACCAUGGCUCUGCUGAAGCAGCACCUGGCAAUCACGGGUGGGCAGGUGCGGACCCGGUUCCCUCCUGAGCCCAAUGGGAUCCUGCACAUUGGCCACGCCAAGGCCAUCAACUUCAACUUUGGCUACGCCAAGGCCAACGGAGGCGUGUGCUUCCUGCGCUACGACGACACCAACCCCGAGAAGGAGGAGGAGAAAUACUUCACAGCCAUCCGGGAGAUGGUGGAGUGGCUGGGCUACCAGCCCUAUGCAGUGACCCACGCAUCAGAUUACUUUGACCAGCUCUACACCUGGGCCCUGGAGCUCAUCCGCAGGGGCCAGGCGUACGUCUGCCAUCAGAAGGUGGAGGAGAUCAAGGGCCACAACCCACCGCCCUCGCCAUGGCGGGACCGGCCCGUGGAGGAGUCACUCCUGCUCUUCGAGGACAUGCGGAAGGGCAAGUUUGGGGAGGGGGAGGCCACGCUGCGGAUGAAGCUGGUGAUGGAGGACGGGAAGAUGGACCCCGUCGCCUACCGUGUCAAGUUCACUCCGCACCACCGUACCAGGGACAAGUGGUGCAUCUACCCCACAUACGACUACACACACUGCCUGUGCGACUCCAUCGAGCACAUCACGCACUCCCUCUGCACCAAGGAGUUCCAGGCCAGGCGCUCCUCCUACUUCUGGCUGUGCAACGCGCUCGAUGUCUACUGCCCCGUGCAGUGGGAGUACGGGCGCCUGAACCUGCUCUACACCGUCGUCUCCAAGAGGAAGAUCAUCCGGCUGGUGGAGACGGGCGCUGUCAGGGACUGGGAUGACCCGCGGCUCUUCACGCUGACAGCCCUGCGCCGGCGAGGCUUCCCCCCCGAGGCCAUCAACAACUUCUGUGCCCGGCCGCAUCUGCUGGAGGCGUGUGCGCGAGAGGUGCUGAACGAGCAGGCCCCCCGUGCCAUGGCCGUCCUGGAGCCCCUCAAGGUCACCAUCACCAACUUCCCUGCCCCGAAGGCACUCGAGGUCCAGGUGCCCAACUUUCCGGCCGAUGAGAGCCGAGGUUUUCACAAGACACCCUCGCCCAUGCUGGGACCCCUCGUGCAGCCGUGAACUCUCUCGCAGGAGGCGGACAAGGGCUACAAGCGCCUGGCCCCCGGGCAGCCGGUGGGGCCCUACGUCAUCGCCGUCCAGAACAUCAUCAAGGAUGCCAGUGGGCGCGUCAUCGAGCUGGAGGUGACCUGCACCAAGUCAGACGUGGCAGAGAAGCCCAAAGCUUUCAUCCACUGGGUGUCGGAGCCGCUGGCGUGUGAAGUCCGGCUCUACGAGCGGCUGUUUUUGCACAAAAACCCCGAGGACCCAUCGGAGGUGCCCGGUGGCUUUCUGAGUGACCUCAACCCU
Molecule: messenger RNA, 1761 nt
Organism: Mesitornis unicolor (brown roatelo)
Lineage: Eukaryota; Metazoa; Chordata; Aves; Mesitornithiformes; Mesitornithidae
Gene: QARS1
Product: glutaminyl-tRNA synthetase
Biological process (GO): glutaminyl-tRNA aminoacylation; translation
Cellular component (GO): cytoplasm; aminoacyl-tRNA synthetase multienzyme complex; cytosol
Molecular function (GO): glutamine-tRNA ligase activity; ATP binding
Source: RefSeq, a predicted model, not a curated record